AUGACUUUCAACAAAUUAGCACCUGCAGCAGUAAGGUUAGCCUUCAUCAUAGCGCUGCUGAAAGCCACCAGCGUUGGAGCAUUGGCGCCACCACCACGCAGCUGCACGAGGGAAUGCGGCGGGGUAGAGAUCCCUUACCCGUUCGGCAUCGACGUCGAGCUAGGCUGCCAAGCCUCCGACGUCCGGCAGGGCUUCAAGCUGGCCUGCCGAGACAGUGGCAGCGGCCGCGGCAGGAGGCUACACUACUACAACAACGAGCUGCUGGACAUCUCGCUGGACAAGGGCCAGGUCCGGUGGCUCAACAACAUCUCCUCCUACUGCUACGACGCCGCCACCGGGGCCAUGAAGGUCAGCAGCCCGCCCUCCAACAUGGACCUGGAGGGGUCCGUCUUCCGGCUCUCCCCCGCCGCCAACAGGUUCACCGUGCUCGGCUGCAAGACGCUGGCCUACAUCGGCGACGCGGACGACGACGCGUCCUACACGGCCGUGUGCGGGGCCACGUGCAAGGGUGGCGACCCCUCGCUGCUGACCAACGGCUCCUGCGAAGGCAUGGGCUGCUGCCGGACGGCGAUCCCCAAGGGGCUGGAGAACUACCGGGUGUGGUUCGACAGGAACUUCAGCGCGCCCACGCCCGCGGCCGGCUGCAGCUACGCGGCGUUAGUCGAGGAGUCCAACUUCACCUUCUCGUCCACCUACCUCUCCUCGUCGGCGUUCGUCGACGCCUACGGCGGGCAGGCGCCGCUGGUGCUGGAUUGGGCUAUCGGAACUCUCGCCGGCGAGACGUGCGAGUCGGCCGGCGCCAAGCCGGAGUCGUACGCGUGCGUCAGCGACCAUAGCGUCUGCGUCGACUCGCCUAUUGGACGAGGCUACAUCUGCAAAUGCAACAAGGGAUACCAGGGAAAUGCUUACCUUCGAGACGGAUGCAAAGGUGUUAUCCUUGGAGUGGGUGCGGGCUUUGUAAUGCUAUUUCUUGGUUUGAGUGGAAUAUCCCUCUCCUACCGAUGGAAAAGAGGUAUCAAACAACAACAACGUAGGUUGUAUUUCCAAAAAAACCAAGGCCUUCUAUUGGAACAACUCAUAUUGUCAAAUGAAAAUGCAAGUGAUAGAACAAUGAUUUUCUCCUUGGAAGAGUUAGAGAAGGCAACAAACAACUUUGAUGAAACUCGUAUUGUAGGCCAUGGAGGACAUGGAAUGGUAUACAAAGGCAUAUUAUCUGAUCAACGUGUGGUCGCUAUAAAAAGGUCAAAACUUGUUGAGGAAUUUGAGAUCAGUCAGUUUAUUAAUGAGGUCGUAAUCCUCUCCCGGAUAAAUCAUCGAAAUAUAGUGGAGCUCUUUGGAUGUUGUCUUGAAACGGAAGUGCCCCUCUUAGUGUCUGAUUUUAUCCCAAAUGGCUCUUUAUUCGACAUUUUGCAUGGUGAGUCAGCAAGUAGACAGUCUUUAUCAUGGGAUGAUUGUUCGAGGAUUGCUCAGGAAGCUGCUGGGGCUCUCUGUUAUCUACAUACAUCUGCUUCAAUAUCGAUCUUUCAUCGUGAUGUGAAGUCCUCUAAUAUAUUGUUAGAUGGAAAUUUCAUUGCUAAAGUUUCAGAUUUUGGUGCUUCAAGAACAGUUCCUAUUGACCAAACGCAUGUUACUACUAACAUACAAGGAACAUUUGGAUACUUGGAUCCAGAAUAUUAUCAAACUGGGCAACUAAAUGAGAAGAGUGAUGUGUACAGUUUUGGUGUGGUACUCGCAGAGUUACUUACAAGAAAAGAGGCCGUUUUCACAAAUAGUUCAGGUAUAAAGCAAAACUUGUCCAUCUACUUCAUUUCAGAGAUUAAAAUGAAGCCAAUAAGAGAGAUUGUAGCUACUCAAGUUCUUGAAGAAGCAAGCGAGGAUGAAAUUAGUAUCGUCAUCUCUCUUGCGGAGAUGUGUUUGCGUCUCAAGGGGGAAGAAAGGCCUACUAUGAAGCAAGUGGAGAGUACAUUACAAUAUAUGCGAACAAAAAGGUUGGCCUCAUAAUAAGUCGUUGAAGGAAACAAAGCAGAAAUCGAACCAUUUAUCCAUAGUUGUCAACCUUUCGCCAUUCGUAUGGGCCAUGAAGCUCAUUUAGAAUCAUCUAGUAAUUUCUUGGUCUGGGGCAAGAGAUUAUG
Messenger RNA from Triticum aestivum (bread wheat), 2132 nucleotides. Its product is annotated as wall-associated receptor kinase 2-like. Gene Ontology annotation, biological process: cell surface receptor signaling pathway; protein phosphorylation. Gene Ontology annotation, cellular component: plasma membrane. The coding region runs from base 1 to 2001 and encodes 666 amino acids. Gene Ontology annotation, molecular function: ATP binding; protein serine/threonine kinase activity; polysaccharide binding. NCBI's taxonomy places the organism in Eukaryota, Viridiplantae, Streptophyta, Magnoliopsida, Poales, Poaceae. The record is from RefSeq and is a predicted model, not a curated record. The transcript is spliced from 2 exons.